Manacus vitellinus (golden-collared manakin) is the source of this 1602-nucleotide messenger RNA. Its product is annotated as fibronectin type III domain-containing protein 9. NCBI's taxonomy places the organism in Eukaryota, Metazoa, Chordata, Aves, Passeriformes, Pipridae. The record is from RefSeq and is a predicted model, not a curated record. The coding region runs from base 507 to 1178 and encodes 223 amino acids. The transcript has 2 exons. Gene Ontology annotation, molecular function: protein binding.
GGGAUGCUCAAGCAGAACACUGUCCAAGGAGAGGCAAGCAAGAGGGGGGGGAAAAGACAUUAUUUUUUUUCUCCUGUAUAGUCUUUGAAAAGCCAGGCAACAGCAUCUUUAGACAAGAUGUGCUCUUGCAUGAAUUUAAGUGGAAGAGACAAAGAAACCAUGCCACUAGCAGCAUCGGAGAAAAAAACUGAAAUCACCAAGCAAUGAGAAUUCAAUCCAGGGAAUCUGAGGGGAAGAAAAAGCAAACUGGCAAACAGGGGAUCAGUCAGGAAAUAAUUCAUGUGGAAAGGGAUACAGAAAACUUGGUAUCUAAAUCAUUUUCACAGCAGCAGCAUCAUAUGAAAAUUCUGUUCUGAAAUUUCCAUCAGGAAGUGACGAGCACUACGAUUAAGAUCCACACAACAUCCUCAGUGCCACAGAUUCUCAGUUACCUCCAAAGAAGGUCUUCCCUUUCCACAGAGAGAUCAGCAUCAAGAGAGAAAAAAAAACACACAAGCAACAUACUGAUGGGAAUAACCAUCCAAAACAUCACAGGAAACACGGCAGUGGUAAUUUGGCCAAAAAUGGCCGGUUGUGUUGACAGCUUUUACAGCAUCAUGUACCACCCUAACUGGAACAACAUGCUAUCCAGUUACUCGAGAAAAAGCUUUCAGAAGGAAGAGAGGGUGCCCACCAGUCGCUCCUCCUUUGUUGUUGAAAACCUAACUCCACUAACCACGUACAUCAUGUGCGUGACCUGCCAGUCCGCAAACCCCUCCAGUGACCAGUGCAGAGUGUUUAACACACUGGAACGAGACCCGGCAUCUGCGAGCAACACCAAGAAAGAGCUGGCACUGGGCAUCUGGCUCACCAGCAGCAUCCUGCUCCUCAUCAUUGCUGCAAUCCUCCUCUACGGCUGCCUGCAUCUCCUGUGCCGCAGGAGACACGAGCGCUUGCAAGAACAAAACAGGACCUCCAAACAAGACCACGAGGAGGCAUGGACCAAAAGCGUGGCUUACACCUCAGAGGAGUUCAGCAGACAGAGACAACAGAUGCAGGACACUGAAGAAAAGCAUCCAGGUGGCAUCCAGCUGGCCACAAUCAUAGAGAAUCCCUCUGUGUGCAACGAGCCUGUCAAGUCGACUUCUCGAAGUCGGGAACAAGUCCCAAUAACGGGACAGUGCUCUGCUAUAAAUUAGAAACCCUUUGUCAGGGAGAAGAUUUUUACUACGUAUGAUAUCCCAACUGCUUCCAACACAUCACAUGCAUUGCCAGCGCUCACAACAGGGAGCUCUGACUUCUCACCCCAGCACUCUCAGUUGUACCUCUGGUGUCAUAUCCCUUUCCAACAAUCUAUACGCAUCCAGAAGUACUCAGAAGCAAAGGUUCACAUUCCCAAGAAGUGAGCACUUCAGUUACACUCCAUUGUUUUAAAAUGAAGCAUGUAGCAAAUAAUUGGUUUACAUUUCAAGGGGAUUUUUUGGUUGCUUUUCUUUAGUCUAAAACAGCAAGCAAAUAGAAAAAUUAAUCAAAAGUGACCAUAAGAAUUUUUGUAGGUUUUUGGGGUUUUGUGUGGGGUUUUUUUUUAACUAGAGUGAAUAAGACUGAGUUCAAGUUUUCAGA